CACAAUGAACAGUGAUAUUGCACAUGUUGGACAGUGAUAUUGCACAUAAUGAACAGUGAUAUUGCACAUAAUGAACAGUGAUAUUGCACAUGAUAUUGAUAUUAUAUUUGUACUCAGUGUUUUCAGCUGAUGCAGCCAGAUGACCAAGUAUUACCUUUUUUUCUUUACUGUACUUUAACUUUACUUUUCUUUAUCUCGAAGCCAUGUAUUUAGGUUAAAGUUAGUGUUAAUUAACAAGUUAAUUAAGUCACCCUGCUGUGUUUUGAGCAGUUUGUCUCCAUCUGUCGACUUUAUCCAAACUAAUACUGAUUUAUUCCCACUAAAGAGCUUCGUUCUCUAACAGAAAUGUAAUAUAAAUAAAGACGUAACGUUAUCCAUCAUCUUUUAUAGAGAAAUUGCUCCUCUUUAGCGUCAAAAACAAGUUUAAAACUGUUUAAUUUCAGACGUAAAAUAGCUAAAAAGUUUGACCGAGCCUUUUAGUGUUGACAAUAAAGUUUUGUAUAUUUGAAACGUCCGCCCGGCAUAAUAGUCCGACUAGAAACACGCGUUGUUAUUGUUUUGAAUCGCUUCCGGUUAUCUGUCAUUUCGUUGUAGGCUGAAUUACAGCUUUAUGAAGCGUCCAAAAAUGAAUACAGUGGAUUUGUUUGUUACCUGUAGAUGGAAGAUGUGCCUUGGCUUCGUGUGUCGCAGUGUUACGCGCAGCAGUUCAGGAGAUAUCUACAGUCCAAAGGUGCUCUUGAUCUGAGCUUGUGUUUACUGAAAGACUCAGAUGAGACAGUCCACUUGCCCAUUUUACAAUCCUGUCUGCCACAACUUGAUCUGCAAUCUCUCAGAAGCAUGGGGGCUUCAGACGGUGCUUGUGAUAUAGUUUGGAGUCAGUAUCCUCUGCAACCAAAGAAGAAGAGAGGAGGGAUGUGUGGUGAUAAACUAGAGAAAAUCCUCCAGGAGAUGUUGGAAUCUCAGGGUGAAAGAUGGACGGAGGAGCUGAGGAGGGACGUCCCUCGCAGCUUCCAGAGGCAUGGAGACCUACUGGUGCUGGGAGACAACUGCUUCUCCCUGCCACUAUGGAAGAAAAUAGAUCGACAGCUAUGGAGUGCAGUAGCCAAAGGAUUGGGGGCAAAGCGCCUGGCAAAGAUGAGUCGAAUAUCCAGCGAUGGAUUUAGGUCUCCUGUGGUGACGAUGCUGUUAGGAGAGCAUGGCUGGGUCAAACAUGUGGACAAUAGGAUUAGUUAUGAGUUUGAUGUCACCAAAUGCAUGUUCUCAGCUGGAAACAUAACAGAGAAGCUCCGGGUGGCUGGAUUUGACUGCAGAGGGGAGACUGUAGUGGAUUUGUAUGCAGGUAUUGGAUACUUCACCCUCCCAUAUCUGGUUCACGCGGGGGCCAGUCAUGUUCACGCCUGCGAGUGGAACCCUGACGCAGUUGAAGCUUUACAGAAAAACCUCAUGGCAAACGGGGUGUCUGACCGCUGCACCGUUCACCAAGGAGACAACCGACAACUCCAGCUGUGUGGCAUCGCUGACCGAGUGAACCUGGGUCUUAUACCGAGCUCUGAGGACGGCUGGCCUGUCGCCUGUCGACUGCUGAAGAGAACAACCGGUGGCAUUUUGCACAUUCACCAGAACGUUACCUCAGCAUUACCGAACACUGCGGCCGCUCCGGCAAUCAAUGAGGCGACUCAGAGGGUUUCUGGGAAGAAAGCUGACAGAGAGGCGUGGCAGGCCUGGGCCGAUGACACAGCACACCGCAUCGCCUCUCUUUUAAAGGACAUCACUGGUGCAGCGUGGACAACAAACAUCCAGCACAUAGAACAUGUGAAGUCAUAUGCACCUCAUGUUCACCAUGUUGUGCUGGACUUGGACUGCAGACCACCCUGAGCUGAAGAGAUGGACACAGAUACUGAGAAGUAUACAGAAGUUUCCAGUGCAACCAAACACUACACCAGCUGGUCUCUAUGAUUCAUCUGACAUGUAGUAAAAUCAGCUGCUGCUGCUGUGUUUUCAUAAACCUUUAUUUAUCCAGGGCAGGUUCCCUGAGAACAAACGCUGUUUUCUUUUUUAGAAACGCCCUCUUGCCUCACACUCAUGCAAAUAUAAUCCCAUGUGGACCACAACCCCAGCCUUAUCUGUUGGCCACUGGACAACAGUUGUGGGUUUAGCUGCCUGUUGUGUUAUACUCGCUGAAUUUCCCUCCGACUUGGCUGAAAUGUGACUCACAUCCACAGCUCCUGACUCUCACAUCAUUGAGCUGGUAAUUACAGGAACACUCAAACCUGUAAAAUGACCCCAAAGUUAUUUGAACAGGACAUGGAUAUCAUAUAGACAUACAGUACUACUCUGCCUUGUCAAUAUAUCUUUGGAACUUCAGAAGGCAGCAGCCAAUUUAAUCAAUACUAAUUAAUUAAUUAAUUUAUUUAUUUAUUUAUUCAAUACUACAUGAUAUUUCACUCCUGAGCUAUAGACGGGUGAUAUAUUAAAGGUCCCGUGUUGUAAAAAGUGAGAUUUUCAUGUGUUUUUUAUUACAGAGCAGCCUGUUUAAGUUCUAUAUAAAUACUGUGAAAGUAUCAAAACGCUCAAAUCACUGAGAAAUAAACACAGGCUGUAUUCAGAAACUUUAUGCCUUCAUACGAGCCGUCAGGAUUUCUGUAAUUUUGUGAUGUCACAAAUCUACAAUAUAUAUAUAGGUUGCAUCCGAAAUUCCAUACUAACACGUUAUUUAAUAGCUAAAACAGUACGUGAGAUUUUUUUAGUAUGCCCCAAAACCUUAGUGUGAAACCAUUAGUACAUGAAUUGCAUACUAUUUCUGAUGAAAUAUUACAGUAUGCAACGCUGGCCACUACGGUGGCAUAAAUAUCCCACAAUGCAAUGCGGCAGUGACGACAAUAUUCAUUAACAGACGUUGACAGACAGCUCUGUAACAUCAAUAACGCUUCAAUUUAACUGUAAGUAUUAAGAUUUCACUUUGCUAUAUGUAAUAUAUAUUUCAAAUUAACAAACCGUCGCUUUCAUCACAGGUUGGCACAGGUUACCAUGGUUACAUGUCUCCAACCCGCAAGAAGGCUCUCAGGAAGUGAUGACAUAAAUUAUUAUUAUUGCUCAGUGCCUCCGAAAAGGAAGAUACUACUGUGUUUAUUCACACAAAAGUACGUUGAACGAUAGUACACAUAUUGGGUAUGUAGUGCGAAGUAUGCGAUUUCGGACGAAGCCUACUGUAUGUGAAUGACAUCAGCUGCUGACAGGAAGUAAACAUG
This is a messenger RNA of Sebastes umbrosus (honeycomb rockfish), 3248 nucleotides long. RefSeq names its product tRNA methyltransferase 12 homolog (gene tyw2). Gene Ontology annotation, biological process: tRNA methylation. Lineage: Eukaryota; Metazoa; Chordata; Actinopteri; Perciformes; Sebastidae. Gene Ontology annotation, cellular component: cytoplasm. Gene Ontology annotation, molecular function: tRNA methyltransferase activity. The transcript has 7 exons. The coding region runs from base 658 to 1875 and encodes 405 amino acids. The record is from RefSeq and is a predicted model, not a curated record.